AUGUCAAAUACGAAUACAAAUGUGCGAUCUUUACGCGAUAAAUUUCAGCUAUCACAAGUUAAUCAAUAUGAUAAUGUAACUAAACAGCAACAUGAUAUAUCAUUUCAAUGUAUUCAUUGUGGUAAACAUCAGACACUGACGAUUCUUCUACAAGCAGAUGUAACACAAGAAAUUCCAGCAACGAAAGCGAAUGACUAUGAACCUAAGCCUCCCGCCACACUUCGAGAAGUUUCUCCCAUUAGUGAAGAAGAACAAGAGGAUACAAUCCCACCAUUGCAUCGAUCUAACUAUUCAUUAGAAUUUCGUCAUUCGGAUGAAGAUCUUACGCGAUCAUCCAUCGAACCAAACAUCAAAGGUUUGAUUGAUAAUUGUGUUCGUUCUAGUUUACAUGAUCUUUCCCAAGUUCAAAGAGAAAGUGAUACACGUGAGGUUAUCUCGAUCGAUAUCGAAUAUGAUCCGAUAUUAGGAAAUGUUCGUUCAACAAGAAAACGUUCAAGUACGAUGACAACAAAUCUUGAUAAUGACUAUCGUCCAAUUAAUACUCGCCACCAGUCUGUAAAUAGUCGAAUUAAAGUCUUACCAACAGAUUCCGAUUCGGAUUCAACAAAACCAAUCUGGGCACGACGUCGAAUUUCUCAUUCAACUGUUAAACCAUCGGAUCUAAUUCGAGAGUAUGAUAAACGAGAAAAACUCGAAGCUAAUGCCUUAAGACGUUUGUCACGAGCAGAUACGGCUGGAGAAGGUGUCGUACCCAAUUCUACAAUACGACCCGCGAUGAAUCCACAAAGCCCAGCGAUGAUCAAAGAAAAAAUCUUGCGUUGGUGUCAAGAUUUAACUCAAUUUUACAAAGGUGUGAACAUUCGAAACUUUUCUUCGUCAUGGAGUGACGGUUUAGCAUUCUGCGCUAUUAUUCAUCGUUAUUUCCCAGAUGAGUUCAACUUCGAGAUUUUGAAUAGCGAUGAUCGUCGGCAAAAUUUCGAUCUCGCUUUCACUGUUGCUUUAGAACGUGCUGGCGUCGAACCACUGAUUGAUACUGACGAUAUGAUGUAUAUGGGUGAUAAACCAGAUUGGAAGGUUGUUUUCACUUAUGUUCAAAGUUUAUAUCGUCAUUUAUCACGUACACAACCACCAGCUACGCUGCGCGAACGUUGGUGA
This is a messenger RNA of Adineta ricciae, 1155 nucleotides long. The record is from the annotation of a GenBank genome assembly. Lineage: Eukaryota; Metazoa; Rotifera; Eurotatoria; Adinetida; Adinetidae.